AUGAUAAUAUAAAGUUCUUCACGCUUAGAAGGAAGGCACAUUAAGAAUAGUAGAAGUGCUUAAAGACUCACUCCUUCCCACAAUCUAUAUACUGAAUCUUCUUAUAUAUCACAAAUCUUAGCUCAUUAGUAAAAACUCAAUGAAAUUCCAAACUUGAAUAAAAGAGCAUUGAACUAUGUCAGUCCUUUAAAUUUUAAUUAUAGAGAAGGCAAAAUUCUCUAGAAAAACUAUUUACAAAAUAAAUACUCAUAACUGUUAGAAGGGAAUCAAGUUCAAAGAGCUGGCUGGAAAAAGUAUUUAUUAGAUGGAUUCAAAGAAAAACUUGAGAACAUCUUAAAUCAAAACAAGAAAGGUUCAAAGUUAUUCAAAAUCAAAAGAUAAUACCUUACUAAAAGUGUUGCUUAGUUGCCAAUGGUUAUAUAAGAUGAUUAUUUGACAGUAGAUGCGUUGAUUAAAAAACAGGAUCCUUCUUAUGAUAUUGAGGCAGUCUAAGAUAGUUUAAUAUAAUAACAUAAGCAAUAUUUAACAAAUUAAAAAAACACUGAUUAUGACGAGAAAUUAUAAAACUUAGUAAAGUAAUUUGAAAUAAUAGUAGAUAGGAUAGAAAAGGAGGCUUUUAAAAUUAAAGUUCCCACCAAUUUCUCAACAGCAAUGUAAAAUUACAAUGAUUUUUAUGAUGUAUAACUUGACUCAAAAAAUAUAUACAGUAGUGUUAAAGCAAUUGAUUUUAGUAAAUUUGAAAUAAAAUAAAGUUAAAAAUAAUCAUAUGCUUUAAAUUUUUGGGAUUAAGGGGAGAUUGACGAAGAAAUUGAACAAUAAAUAUAAACUUGUAGAGUCUCAACUUAAAGAGAAUGCAAAGAAGAAUUGUUGGAAGAACUCAGACAAUAUCAAGAGAAUUAACUAGUUUAACAAAUUGUAGAUACUCCUGCAGAACCAGAAGAACCUGUACAAUAAGAAGUAGAAUAAAUCUAAACAGAAUAAGUUGUUGAAAAAUAAAUAGAAAUCGAAAAACCCAAGGAACCUAAAUAUAUAAAAAAAAGAAAUCUUAGAUAUAAACAGAAAAAAUAAUAAAGGAAAACUAGUAAACCAAAGUUUGAUCAUAAAUUUGUUGAUUACAUGUUAUAAUUAGAAGAUGUUCACGAGGCAGAACUUUCUCAAUUCAAAGUAAACUAAGUUGCAGAAUAUGAUUCCUACAUAUUUUGUGAUCCCAAUGAAGAAAUCGUUUACAAGCAUCAAGUCGAUUGGAAUAGUUAAUUAGAAUAUUUAUUAAGAGAUAUUAGCUGA
Paramecium tetraurelia is the source of this 1284-nucleotide messenger RNA. RefSeq lists its product as uncharacterized. The record is from RefSeq and is a predicted model, not a curated record. NCBI's taxonomy places the organism in Eukaryota, Ciliophora, Oligohymenophorea, Peniculida, Parameciidae. The transcript is spliced from 3 exons.